Molecule: messenger RNA, 1947 nt
Organism: Alternaria burnsii
Lineage: Eukaryota; Fungi; Ascomycota; Dothideomycetes; Pleosporales; Pleosporaceae
Product: atp-nad kinase
Exons: 1
Coding region: 1-1947 (648 amino acids)
Biological process (GO): NADP+ biosynthetic process; NAD+ metabolic process
Molecular function (GO): NAD+ kinase activity
Source: RefSeq, a predicted model, not a curated record
AUGUUGUCGGCGACACUCAAGAAUGGGGAGCCGUUUAGUCCGGCCAAGGUUCACCCGCUCCUGUCCCCACAGGCGGCCAGUUCAAGUUUCUCCGACCGCGACCUUAACCCCGUCGAUGCCGAUGCCUCAUUUAAUAAUCCCACCCGCCCAGAGUCUCCACAGCCUCCGCAGACCAGCGUCCACUGCCCCCAGGACGCGCCGUAUAAUGCAUCGGUAGUAACCACAGAAAUUGGCGGUACGCCCGCUGUAACACAACACCCAGCCAGUCUGACAUCGGACGAAUCCUCCCGCAAAGAAGACCCCACCGCUAUCAGCAAGUCCUCCUCCAUCGAGAACCUCUCCGUCCUCCCGCGCAUCCCGUCUUUUGGUGAGAACCGCGUUCGGAAGCACCGCAAGAACGCGCAAUCAAUCGACUCCGCGAUACCCCGCCAGACUCUUCUUAAGGCGUUACAGUCUCGGCCUCCGCCUUCAUCGGCGACACAACAGUCCAUGGAUUCCGUCAUGGAAGGCUCAGAGAAUGGAGGGAAGAAUGCGCGUUCAAAGAGCAUCACGCAUUCGCAACUUGCAAAAGCGCUUUCCGAACUUGAAUUGCACUCUGCGGACCUUUCUGCAAGCAAGAUGGCUGCGCUCGCAUCGCCAUGCUUUUUCCAUAAGAAGUUUGACAAGGCUGUGAACCUGGGAAAGGUCAUGGAAGAGAUGUCCGAGGAUGACACAAUAUCGCAUUCAAGACUCAUGCAGACUGCGAACAGUGUCCGUGAGGUGUCGAAGCAGCUGCAGCGUCGACCCAUCAAGAUGACGGUACGCAAUGUUAUGAUUGUCACCAAGGCUCGCGACAACAAUCUUGUAUACCUUACGCGCGAGUUGGCGGAAUGGCUCAUGACUACCUCGCGCUAUGGCUCAGACGUUGGAGUGAACGUCUACGUAGACCACAAGCUGCGCAAGUCGAAGCGCUUCGAUGCUGCCUCUUUGUUGGCCAAAGACAAACGCUACGAGAACAUGCUUCGUUGGUGGACACCAGACCUGUGCUGGGAAACACCAGAGAUCUUCGAUCUUGUUCUUACUCUUGGUGGAGACGGCACCGUACUUUUCACCUCGUGGCUCUUCCAGCGCAUCGUACCGCCGAUUCUGUCCUUCUCGCUCGGCAGCCUUGGUUUCCUUACAAACUUUGAAUUCGCGCAGUAUAGGCCAGCGCUCGACAAGAUCAUGAGUGAGACUGGUAUGCGUGUGAAUCUGCGCAUGCGCUUCACCUGCACAGUAUACCGCUACCAGAAGAACGUUGCCCAAGGAUCACCUCAGCACAUUGAAGCUGAGCAAUUCGAGGUACUCAACGAGCUUGUCAUCGACCGCGGCCCAUCACCCUAUGUCUCGAACCUCGAGCUCUACGGCGAUAACAACCUGCUUACUGUUGUGCAAGCAGACGGUGUUAUCUUCUCGACGCCUACCGGUUCAACAGCAUACUCGCUCUCUGCAGGUGGCUCUCUCGUGCACCCGGAUAUCCCUGCUAUCCUCCUGACACCCAUCUGCCCGCAUACUCUCUCCUUCCGCCCCAUGCUGCUUAAUGACAGCAUGCUCCUCCGCAUCGCGGUACCUCUCAAGUCCCGGGCUACCGCCUACUGCGCCUUCGACGGCAAGGGCCGUGUCGAACUCCGUCAAGGCGACCACGUCACCAUCGCCGCUUCUCAGUACCCAUUUCCUACCGUACUCUCGCAGCCAACCGAAUGGUUCGAUAGCAUCAGCCGUACACUACGAUGGAAUUCGCGCGGUGCGACACAGAAAGCCUGGGAUGGCGACGAUGACGAAGAGGCUGAGGAGGAGAAGGAACCCGACUUUGACAUCGACUUUGACAACGACGACGUCGAUCGCGAUUCUGGAUACAGCGCUGAAGGUAGCACUGUCGAUGGCAGGGGAAGCCCAAUAAGGAAGGGUGUAGUGCUACCCUUCUUGUAG